UUUUUCUUUGCAGUAGCCGCUCGCUCUCAGCAGGGGCUCCCUCGCCUUGCCUCCUUGUUUGCUUAGCGGCGGGCCGGCCGCAGAACUACUUUUGCGCACGCAGCAGCAGCAGCCGCGUCGCCCUCCCGGGUUUUUGUGCGCGUGUGAGUGUGCGCGCCGCGCUCUCUUGCAAGGAAACUCGACGGAUUGCUUGGGGCGCCCCGCGGUAGCGUGCCUGGAGGAGCCGUGCCUUUUCCGCGCAGCCGAUCGCCCAAGGAAGAGGAGGGAUAACCGUAGGGGCUUGUUGACACAGGCACGAUCCCAGGAGUUGGAAUUCCCCCCACAUACACACACCACACACACCCAGCGCGAAGGUGACGGGGGACCCUGGCGGCUGCAGCUGGUGCGUAAGAGUGCUGCGCGCGGAAGAGGCUCUCCUACUUAACUGCUUUCACGUCCCUUAUUAUUGUCCUGGAGCAAGAAGGGAGAAAACGACUUGAUCCAGCACCCCUGCUCUCUUCCGCCUGCUCCCCGGUGCAGUUUCGCCGGAGAUGGCAUUUUGGCUUGAGGUGCAUUGACUGAGAAGAGAAAUGAAGCCCAGGCAGUCCAGAUGGUUGCCUGAACCCCAGGUAUCCCACUCAUUUCUGACUGCAGCUCUAAGCUAUUUACUAGCAGAAUUUCAACUGCUGCCAUUGCAUCGAUUGUGGACUCCUGCCAGAACUUGCCGAUAGGACUCAGAAUGAGUAUGAUGCCUCUGGGGGCACUCCUUCUUCCUGCUCUGUGUUUCCUGGGUGCAGUAAUUCCGCCGGGACUCCAGUAUGCCACCUUUUCGCACAACGCCACCAAAUUCCUCCAUCUGAUCAUGGAUCCCAACUCGGGGACUCUCUACCUGGGGGCUACAAACUUCCUCUUCCAGCUGACGUCGGGCCUGGCGCUGGAGGAAGCAGUCUCUACCGGGCCCUCUUUGGACAGCAAGGAUUGCCUCCCGCCCGUCACCAGGCAGGAAUGCCCCCAAGCGCAGGAGACGGACAACUACAACAAGCUCUUGCUGGUCAACUCGCCCAAGGAGGAGCUCAUCGUGUGCGGCAGCGUGUGGCAGGGCAUCUGCGAGAAGAGGAGACUCGGCUUCAUCGACCGCGUCCUCUUCCAGCCCCAGACGCCGGGGGACACCCAGUACGUGGCAGCCAACGACCCCAACAUCUCCACCGUGGGGCUGAUCGGAUACGCCAAAGACAACAUGCCGCUGCUCUUCGUGGGCCGGGGGUACACCAGCCGGGGGGUCGGGGGCAGCAUCCCCCCCAUUACCACUCGCAAUCUCGGGACCCAUCCUGGGCAAGACCCGCACUCCAUCUUCUCCUACGAGGAAACGGCCAAGCUGGCCGUGGGCCGCCUCUCGGAAUACAACCACCACUUUGUCAAGUCGUUCACGCACGGCUCCAGCGUCUACUUCCUGUUCUACCGGCGGGACCUCAAGUCGCACUCGCGCGAGUACCGCACCUACAUUUCCCGCAUCUGCCUGGACGACGCGCACUAUUACUCCUACGUGGAGCUGCCCUUGCUCUGCCGGAGUAAAGGGAAGACGUACAGCCACCUCCAGGCCGCCUAUGUCUCCCAGCCGGGCGGAGAAGGCGGUGUUGGCGGCGCAGCCCGUGGAGACGUGCUUUUUGUUGCCUUCUCCGCCUGGCAGGCUUCUUCUGGGAAGCUGAGUGAGGAAUCUGCGCUCUGCAUUUAUACGAUGGACGAGGUGGACCGCCUCGCCACGCGGACCAGGGACCUUUGCUACACUAAGGACGGGAAAUCAGAAGAAGGUGUCGAGGUGGCUUAUAUAGAGUACGACGUCAGCUCCAACUGUGUCCAGCUGUCGGCGGAUACUUUGGAUGCCUACCCUUGUGGCUCAGACCACACCCCCAGUCCAAUGGCCAGCCGCGUACCACUUGAAGCAGAGCCCAUCUUGGAAAAGCCGGACGCCCGCCUGACCGCCGUGGCCGUCAGCAUUGAAGAUGGGCACACUGUCAUCUUUCUGGGAGACAGCAAAGGCUGCCUGCACAAGGUGUACUUGGGACCAAUGGGAGACGCCAACCUGUAUGCUUCUCUAGUGAUCCAGCCGAACAGUGCCGUGAGUGGAGACCUCCUCUUCGACCUGCCCAAGAAGCACCUGUAUGUCAUGACUCAGUCUAUGGUGACCAAGAUCCCCAUAUUUGAGUGUUCCCAGUACCCCGACUGCGAGUCGUGCUUGGCUCUGAGGGACCCCUAUUGUGGCUGGUGCGUCCUCCAAGGAAGGUGCAGCCGUCGCUCUGAGUGCUCCAGGUUUAAAGUGAGUGAGCAGUGGCUGUGGGGCUUUGAGUCCAGCCAGCAAUGUCUUUCCGUCCAGUCUCUGAGCCCGGCCAACAUCAGCAGAGAAGAACAGAAAAACGUGUUCCUCACUCUUUCGGAUUUGCCGGCCCUGCGGGACGGAGAGUCCUACACGUGUUUCUUUGAAGAGUAUGAGAGCCCCGCAGUGACAAUGGGGUCAGGCAUCAUGUGUCUUUCACCAGAUCCCAGCCAUGCGCCAGUUUUGAAAGCAGGGACAGACCACGUAACCAUUCAGCUGAUGGUGCGCUUCAACGACGUCUUCAUUACCUCAACACCUUUCUCCUUCUACGACUGCAGGGCGGUGGCUCUUCUGAGGAAAUCGGCACCGUGCCAGGGAUGUGUGAGCAGUCACUGGGGAUGCAAUUGGUGCGUCCACCAGCACCUCUGUACACAUAAAGAUGCCUGUGAAAAAGGAACCGUUAUCUACAAUGAGAGGGCUCAAAUACCAGCCUUCACCCCAUGGCCUUCUGCGGCCACCCCAGACGCAGCAGUGUCCCCUUCGUCUCCUCCGACCACGGCCACCGAACCUGCCGUUCUCCCGGCCACGCCUGCGGCCACCUCCGCUCCCAGUUCCACCACCAUACCUGCCGUCCCUCUCACCACCCCGCCGGCAACUCCUGCCACAACCCCUCUGCCGCCGGAAACCCCCAGCCCCACGCAUGCGCCAGCCCCGACCACGGACGGCCUCACUUCGCUGGGGACGGACGCUCCGACGCUGCCUCCGACCGACGUGCCUGCCACGGCCAGCCCUACCUCCGAGGCUGUCUCCAGCGCCCAGCCGGAAACGGAGGGCUCCGUGACGCACUCUACCUCAGAGCCUGUCCUUGGCCCCGAAGACUGGUCCACGUCCCCUCCUGCCACUGUGGCUGAUGGCACCCUGUGGCCUCAUGUGGAGGCCCAGACGCCUUCCCCCGAUGCCGAAAACUUGACAUCGGUUCCAUCGGCUGCCCCUGAGGCCCUCACCUCUCCCGUCCCAACCUCCCUCGCCCCCAACCAGACAGGAAGCGCCCCCAACUCUUCGGCUGACUUGCGUCCGGAAGAUCUGGAGACGGAGCUCGCGACUUCUGAGGCGCCGCCUGCUACGGGCUUUCCCGACUGGCCUCCGGGGGACAGCUCUGAACUCGAGGACAGUGCGGAAUGGGUGGAUUCUCUGCCGCCCGAGAACGACACGUCCUCCUUCUCUGCCUCCAUCCUCCUCUCGGGCGACGGGGACUCCUCAGAGAGCGACGUCUCUGAUAUCCCCAGAAUCCUCAACCCGGGCCUGGACUACCAGUACGACGCGCCUGGGUUUCUUGACUUGAAUGAGGAGCUGAGCCAGGGACCGGAAGCCUGUCCCUGUGUGCGGGGCAUUCAGGGGUCCUCGCUGAUGCCCGUCAAUGUGCAGAGAAAGAUCACGCUGAUAGGGAGCAACUUCCACCUCUAUCAGGAUAAUCUAUGGGAAUAUGAAUGUGUGUUGGUCCUGGAAGGGAAGACCUUGAGCGUGGAGGCGCAUAUCGAACAAGACGAAACCAAUCCAUCUCUUUGCUACAUCACAUGCCAGCUGCAUCAGUACAGCUACUCAGCCCCCCAGCUGGAAUUCAGUGCCGUGAUUUUUGUGCAGCGGAAGAGGCGCCUGCGUGUGGACAGCGUCGAUGAUCUCCACGUGACCCUGUACAAUUGUUCUGUGGGGCACUUGGACUGCAGCCGCUGCCAGACGGCUGAUGCCAAGUACGGCUGCGUGUGGUGCAGUGGGGAGCAGCCCAGCUGCCUGUUCCGCGACUCCUGCAAAGAAGAUGUGGCGGACACAUGCCCGGCUCCCCUGAUUCACGCCGUUUAUCCCUUAACUGGGCUGGUUGAAGGGGGUACCAGAAUCACCAUCACCGGCUCAAACCUUGGUCAGAAGCACCAGGACAUUGCUGGGAGAGUCACCGUGGCCGGAAUCCCCUGUGAGGUCGAUGCUCUGGUGUAUGAGAUCUCCAGCAGUAUCGUGUGCACCACGGGCGGAAGCGGCGUGGAGAGGUCUGGGCACGUGGUCGUGGAGGUUCCCGGAGGAGGACAGGGAGUUUCUGGACAUGUGUUUACUUACCAGAACCCAGAGCUGAAGUCCAUUUACCCAACACGAGGCCCCAAGGCUGGAGGAACCUGCCUCACACUGACGGGAUCCAAGCUGCUGACUGGCAACCCCAGCAAAAUCAGCAUUCUGGUCGGACGCUUCCCCUGCUAUAUUCAUUCUGAAGUACAAGAGAAGGAGCUUCAGUGCCUGACUAGCGCCAGUAACGCAUCUGUGGAACUCAACGUCACAGUCAAGUACGGGGAUCAGGAACGGAGUUUGGAGUACCCCCGCUUCAAAUACACCCUGGACCCCAACAUCACGUAUGCAGAACCAGCCAAGAGUUUCCAGAGUGGUGGGAGAGAGAUCCGAGUUCGUGGGCACAACCUCGAUGUCGUGCAGUGGCCCAAAAUCCGCGUCACGGUUUCUCCGCUGGAGCGCCGGCGCAGGGGCUUGGGCAGGUGGCGCAGGAUUAUUCCGGAUACAGAAUGCCCUGAGAAUGCCCUCUGCAGCGUCCAACAAUUUGAAGAGCCCUGCGAGGUCAACUCCUCCAGCCUCAUCCUGUGCAAAACGCCUGCCAUUAAGCAGCUUUCUCCCUCCGUGCAAGUGAAGCUGGAGUUUGUCCUUGAUAACCUCAGUUUCGACUUCAACACUGUGCAUCCAAGCGGCUUCUCCUACGAGGUGGAUCCCGUCCUGCACCCCCUUAAUAUGGAUGACCACACCAAGCCCUAUCGUCACAAGCCUGGAAGCGUCAUCUCUGUGGAGGGGGAAAACCUGGACCUGGCCAUCUCCAAAGAGGAGGUGAAAGCCAUGAUCGGAGUUGGCGUCUGCUCGGUCAAGACCCUGACGAAGAACCACCUCUAUUGCGAACCCCCCGCCGAGCAACCAGCUCCUCUGCACCGGGCCAAGCGGGAAGGCACAGACUCUUUGCCAGAGUUCACAGUUCAAAUGGGCAACAACCAAUUUCGCCUGGGCCGCGUGCAGUAUGACACAGAGAGUCAGCUGACCUUCCCCGUGGAGGCCCAGAUUGGCUUGGGGGUUGUCGCCUCCUUUGUUGCUCUGAUCGUCCUCAUCAUCGUCUUCAUCUACAGGAGGAAGAGCAAGCAGGCCCUGAGGGAUUACAAAAAAGUUCAGAUCCAGCUGGAAAACCUGGAGACGAGUGUCCGGGACCGGUGCAAAAAAGAAUUCACUGACCUCAUGACAGAGAUGAUGGACCUCACCAGCGACUUGGUUGGCACUGGGAUCCCCUUCUUGGACUACAAGUCCUACGCAGAGCGUGUCUUCUUCCCAGGCCACCGCGAGUCGCCGCUGCAAAGGGACCUGGACGUGCCAGAAUGCCGGAGGCAGACGGUCGAACAAGGCUUGGUGCAACUCUCCAACCUCCUCAACAGUAAGCUCUUUCUCACCAAGUUCAUACACACUUUGGAGAUCCAGCGCACUUUCUCCCCGAGGGACCGGGCCUACGUCGCGUCUCUUCUCACGGUCUCGCUGCACGGGAAGCUUGAGUACUUCACGGACAUCCUCAAGACCCUCCUGAACGACCUGGUGGAGCAGUACGUCGCCAAGAACCCCAAACUGAUGCUGCGAAGGACAGAGACGGUGGUGGAGAAGCUGCUGACAAACUGGAUGUCCAUCUGCCUAUACGCGUUUGUGAGAGACUCUGUUGGAGAGCCUCUCUAUAUGCUUUUCCGGGGCAUAAAGCACCAGGUGGAUAAGGGGCCAGUGGACUGGGUGACGGGAAAGGCGAAGUACACCCUGAAUGACAACCGCCUUCUCAGAGAAGACCUGGAAUACCGCACACUGACCUUGACAGCCGUGGCUCAAACUGGAAGCACGGUGGGAGGACCAGAGGGCUCCCAGGGGGUGUUGGUGAAGGGGCUGGAUUGCGACACCAUCACCCAAGUGAAGGAGAAGAUUCUCGACCAGGUCUACAAAGGGACACCUUACUGCCACCGGCCAGACCCAGACACGCUUGACUUGGAGUGGAGAUCAGGUCUGGCUGGGCACCUCAUCCUCUCCGAUGAGGAUGUGACUUCUGUUGUCCAGGGCAACUGGAAGCGUCUCAACACACUGCAACACUACAAGGUGCCCGAUGGAGCCACUGUUGCUCUUGUUCCUCGUAUGACCAAGCAUCUUCCCAGGGAGAAUCAGGACUAUAUCCCUGGAGAGAAGACCCCAAUGCUGGAGGAUGCUGAUGAGGGUGGGAUGAAGCUCUGGCACCUGGUGAAGCCGACAGAGGAGCCCGAGCUGCCUAAACACCGGCGAGGGAGCGUCCGGGAGAGAGAGAGGGCCAAGGCUAUUCCUGAGAUCUAUCUUACCCGCCUCCUCUCCAUGAAGGGGACGAUGCAGAAGUUUGUAGACGACCUGUUCCAGGUGAUCCUCAGUACCUCCCGCCCCGUCCCGCUGGCUGUGAAGUACUUCUUUGACCUGUUGGAUGAUCAAGCGCUGAGCCAUGGGAUCACGGACCCAGAGACCAUCCACAUCUGGAAGACAAACAGCCUUCCCCUGAGGUUCUGGAUCAACAUAAUCAAGAACCCCCAGUUCGUAUUUGAUGUGCAGACGUCAGACAAUGUGGAUGCUGUGCUCCUGGUCAUCGCUCAGACCUUCAUGGACUCCUGCACUCUCGCUGACCACAAGCUGGGCCGGGAUUCUCCAAUUAACAAGCUUCUCUAUGCCCGCGACAUUCCACGUUACAAGCAGAUGGUGGAAAGGUACUAUGCAGAUAUCCGCCAAACCAUCUCUGCAAGUGACCAGGAAAUGAAUUCCACCCUGGCUGAACUCUCACGAAACUACUCAGGUGACCUCAAUUCCUUGGUGGCUCUGCAUGAGCUCUACAAGUACAUCAACAAGUACUAUGACCAGAUCAUCACCGCCUUGGAGGAGGACCCGACGGCGCAGAAGAUGCAGCUGGGCUACCGCCUGCAGCAGAUUGCCGCCGCCGUAGAGAACAAAGUCACGGACUUGUGAUGUGCACAAGGGGACAGUCAGCCAGGCGGGGGGAGGGGGCAGAGGGCACCUGCUGCAGCCGGGACCAGGCACGCCACACCGACGAAGUGGAAGGAGGGAGGAGGAGCAGCAGCAGACCAGGAAAUGCCAAGCGCCGUGGAGGGCCGAGGGUGCCAGAGAACUUUAUUCUUCUUUUUUCCUUUGUGUUUUUUUUUUUGCAA
Molecule: messenger RNA, 7527 nt
Organism: Podarcis raffonei (Aeolian wall lizard)
Lineage: Eukaryota; Metazoa; Chordata; Lepidosauria; Squamata; Lacertidae
Gene: PLXNB1
Product: plexin B1
Exons: 39
Coding region: 719-7327 (2202 amino acids)
Biological process (GO): negative regulation of cell adhesion; regulation of cell migration; regulation of GTPase activity
Cellular component (GO): semaphorin receptor complex
Molecular function (GO): semaphorin receptor activity; protein binding
Source: RefSeq, a predicted model, not a curated record